AUGUCUCCAGCUCAUACUGCUCGCAACUCCCGGAAGAAGGAGAUCCCUGAAGCUUUUAUUCUGAACUGGCAGUGUCCAGGAACUCAGGGAGCGAAACCUCUGGUUCGUCGACCAAUGACUGCAUGCGAAGCAUGCCGCAUGGCUAAAGUGAAAUGCAACGGAAAACAAGAAUGCGAGCGAUGCAGCAGUCGAGGAGAAAUUUGCAGAUAUACUUCGGCGAAUAGAGAGCAUCGGAUUUCUCAUCAGAAAAAUAUCCGGGAAAGCACAACGGCCAGCAACAGGAAAACCGCAAAACAAUUCUCGUCAUCAUCAUCCACUAACCACAAUUCGCCUCUUAAUCCUGAAUCACAACGCAAUUUGCAGAUUCAGGCUGACAUCGGACCCUACCUAAGCCCAGAAUCAAGUGGUGAGGUAUCAAUAGACCUUAUAGAGCCUUUUCACAUGGAAAUUGCGACAGAUAUUUCUCAUGCGGAAACAAAUGGCUCCGUGGUGAACUUGCCGAAUAACAUGUUUCAUCAGGCAAUGGAGAAGUUUGACUGGGAAUCACUAGUCGAUAUCAAUCGAAAUCCUAUGACAAUGCAUAGUCAACCUCACAGUGAAAGCCUAGGGUCUCUCUCGGACAUUGACACGACAAGCUUUCUGUCUUUGGAUGGUCAACAUAAUUAUUCACCCUCGAUAAAUCCACGCAGUUGUCACUGUCAAGCCAAAAUGAUGCUUCGCGUGCCAGACGUCAAAGGUGUGAUGGACGAGAAGCCGGAGCCACGUCUUGACAAAGUGUUCAAGGUGACUGGCGAUAUGAUUCAAAGUUGUCACGACAUCAUCAAAUGUGCCAGUUGCGAGAUCAGCCAUGCCGACCUUGUUUGUAUUAUGGCCGUUUUUCAGCAUACGGACCAGUGUUUUGAUUACAUCGCUAAAUGCGACUUGGCAACUGCAUGCAUCCAAGUCAGUGUGGGAGAGUAUCACGUUUCACUGAUGAACGACCUCAAAUUGAGACGCAUGCUGGUCAUGGAUCUAGUGCAAAAGGCCAGGGACCUUUUAUCUUCCUUGAGUUCACUUGGUCAAAAACUACUUUUGUCUCAUCCUGGCGCUAGUCGUCUGAAUAAAAUCAAUCUUGAAUAUCUGCAGAAGGUGGUGCAGAACUCCGAAAACUAUCUCCGGAAAAUCACGAGCUCAUUCGAUAAUGAAACUCCAUCAUGA
Talaromyces atroroseus is the source of this 1197-nucleotide messenger RNA. RefSeq lists its product as hypothetical. Gene Ontology annotation, biological process: positive regulation of transcription by RNA polymerase II. Lineage: Eukaryota; Fungi; Ascomycota; Eurotiomycetes; Eurotiales; Trichocomaceae. Gene Ontology annotation, molecular function: DNA-binding transcription factor activity, RNA polymerase II-specific; zinc ion binding; sequence-specific DNA binding. Gene Ontology annotation, cellular component: nucleus. Bases 1 to 1197 code for a protein of 398 amino acids. The record is from RefSeq and is a predicted model, not a curated record. The transcript has 2 exons.